This is a messenger RNA of Theobroma cacao (cacao), 1214 nucleotides long. Its product is annotated as Calcium-dependent lipid-binding (CaLB domain) family protein. Gene Ontology annotation, biological process: defense response. The record is from RefSeq and is a predicted model, not a curated record. Lineage: Eukaryota; Viridiplantae; Streptophyta; Magnoliopsida; Malvales; Malvaceae.
ACCUUGUCUCUCAGAAUCCUCAACGAAACCCGUUUCUUCUCGAAAUUUCCAUUUACACCCUUGAAAGAACCGAGAUGGCCUCUCCCCGUGAAAUAGAGGUAACCCUCUCCUCCGCCGAAGCCCUCAAAAACGUCAACUGGCGCCAUGGCCCAAUCAGGCCAUAUGUCGUCGUAUGGGUGGACCCGAAGAAUAAGUGUUCCUCUAAAGUCGACGAGGAGGGCGACACGUGUCCCAUCUGGGACGAAACUCUAGUCAUUCCUCUCCCCGGUCCCAUCUACGACGACUCCACUCUCUUUGUCGACGUCGUGCACGCCGGCUCCGAGGAGGACACCAAGCCUCUCAUCGGCUCUGCUAAGCUCAAGCUCCGGGAUGUCCUCGACGACGCUGGCUUCGGAGAACGCCACAAGAAAACGCUCCAUCUGAAGCGACCAUCGGGUAGACCCCAAGGAAAAGUUGACGUCAAGGUUUUGAUCCAAGAGCCACGCUAUUAUGCGCGUGAUCCCUACCACGCACCUCCCUACGGGGUCCCACCACCAGCUUCUAGAGACUAUCCUGCUCCACCUGCUUAUGGUUACUCGUACGCGCAGGCGCCAUCGCCGCAAAAUCCUUACUACAACGUAGCCCCGCCAGCUGGCUACCCUAACAGUGCGUACAAUUAUAAUGCUCAGCCGGCGUACGGUCAGGCUCCGUACGGCGAGGGAAGCGGUGGGUACUACGGGCACGAGGAAAAGAAGAAGAGCAAGUUCGGAGGGAUGGGAACAGGAUUGGCUGUUGGUGCGGUUGCAGGGGCUUUGGGUGGGCUCGCGUUAGCGGAGGGUGUGGAUGCGCUGGAGGAUCAUUUCGAAGAUAAGGUGGCGGAGAAAGUUGAAGAAGAUCUCGGAUACGAUGAUGGUGGUGAUGAUUUCUAAUUUUCUAGAUCGUUCUUCGCAUUCUAUGCUGUUAAUGUCAAUUGAAUUGUACUUCAGCACUACCGUAGUAGGAUAUUAAUUAAUCCAUUUAAUGUAAUGGCAAACGUGGUUUUGGGAUUUUGAUGUCUUUUUUCUUAAGUUGAUGGGACAUUGUAACUGAGUGUGGGGAUUGUGGCCAUGUUAAAAAGGAUUGUUUGUCGCAAAUAAAGGCUGAAGUUAGGCAUCUAAUGCCUUGCUGGAAAGUACUCUGUCUCAAUGUAUUGAACAUUCACCUUUAUGAUCAAAGAAAACCAUUUCUUUGGACAA